AGUUGCAAUAUUAAUGGGUAGUUGCAAAAUGUACAUGUUUAUUGUUAAUAUAGAAAAGUCAUCUCCAAAUGUGUGUGAUCUAAUGAUGUGAUUAUAAUAGUUGUUUAUGCUCUACAAGUUGUUAUAAGUAACAUACUUCCAAUGAAGUUUUAGAAAUAUAGCCACCACCUUUGUUUUGAGACUUCUUCUACCCAGUCUCUCUCUCUCUCUCCCUCUAUCUCUCUCUUGAUGAAGGUGACAAAUGGGAAGCAAAACCAUCAAGCUACAACCCUUGGAACCACAUCCAAAACCCUAAUACUUGUGACCCUCCUAACACUCAUCACCCUCACAGUUGUACCUCUUUACUACCCUCUCCACAAAUACCCAUCCACACAUCCUUCUACUACUACUACUACUACCUCGCCUGUGUACCACCCUCAAGACGAACUCAUCAAAAUCAAUGACAACCACCAUAAAUGUGACGUGUUCUCCGGCGAAUGGAUACGCAACCCUGAUGCUCCAUAUUAUACUAACAUGACAUGUUGGGCCAUUCAUGAGCACCAAAACUGCCAGAAAUAUGGACGACCUGAUUCGGAUUUCAUGAAGUGGAGAUGGAAACCCGAUGGGUGUGAUCUACCCAUUUUCAACCCGUAUCAGUUUUUGGAGAUUGUUAGAGAUAAAUCUUUGGCUUUUGUUGGUGAUUCUGUGGGUAGAAAUCAAAUGCAAUCCUUGAUGUGCAUGCUAUCUAGGGUGGAAUAUCCUAUUGAUAAAUCAGCGACAACUGAUGAGCAUUUCAAACAUUGGUACUAUGUCUCUUACAACUUCACUCUAGCCACUUACUGGUCACCAUUUCUUGUAAAAGCCGACGAGGCGAGUGCCGAUGGCCCCACCCAUACGGGCCUUUUCAAUCUUUACCUAGACGAGUUUGAUGAGAAAUGGACAACACAGAUAGACGGGUUUAAUUAUCUGAUCAUCAAUGCAGGCCACUGGUUUUGGCGGCCUGCAUUGUACUACGACAAUCGUCAGGUGGUUGGUUGUAGAUAUUGUCAGUUGGACAACAUCACCGAUUAUCCAAUGACAUUUGGAUAUAGAAAGGCGAUAAGGACAGCGUUUAAGGCAAUCAACAGUCGAGAAAACUUCAAGGGUAUAACGAUUUUACGAACGUUUGCACCAAUGCAUUUUGAGGGCGGCGAGUGGAAUAAUGGCGGCGAUUGUGUGAGAAAGAUGCCAUUCAAGAGCAAUGAGAUCACAUUAGAGGGUAUUAAUCUGGAGUUGUAUAUGACACAAAUUGAAGAGUUUAAAAGGGGUGAAAAGAUGGGCAAGCAAAGGGGUUUGAAGUAUAGACUUUUGGACACAACACAAGCCAUGUUAAUGAGGCCUGAUGGACACCCAAGUAGAUAUGGGCAUUGGCCCAAUGAGAAUGUGACUUUGUAUAAUGAUUGUGUUCAUUGGUGCUUACCUGGCCCCAUUGACACGUGGAGCGAUUUCCUGCUUCAUACAUUGAAGAUGGAGGGUUUGAGAUCAGCCGAAGAGAGAUCACAUCCGAGGGGGUGAAGCGAAUUGAGCCCGAAUGAAGCCCGAUAUAGGUAGAAAAACUAUUGUUGAUUGUUUUGGAUCUGAAAUUUGUAUCAAUGUUGAUUAUUCAUGAAGUGUAUGGCAUAUAUGUAUUAGGGUAGAGAUCCUGUACAAACAGUGCUAAUUAUAAGAACCGUAAGAACAGA
Messenger RNA from Helianthus annuus (common sunflower), 1700 nucleotides. RefSeq names its product protein trichome birefringence-like 19. The coding region runs from base 229 to 1533 and encodes 434 amino acids. The transcript has 2 exons. Gene Ontology annotation, cellular component: Golgi apparatus. The record is from RefSeq and is a predicted model, not a curated record. Gene Ontology annotation, molecular function: O-acetyltransferase activity. Lineage: Eukaryota; Viridiplantae; Streptophyta; Magnoliopsida; Asterales; Asteraceae.